Messenger RNA from Bactrocera oleae (olive fruit fly), 778 nucleotides. RefSeq names its product D-aminoacyl-tRNA deacylase (gene Dtd). Gene Ontology annotation, molecular function: D-tyrosyl-tRNA(Tyr) deacylase activity. Gene Ontology annotation, biological process: tRNA metabolic process. The record is from RefSeq and is a predicted model, not a curated record. NCBI's taxonomy places the organism in Eukaryota, Metazoa, Arthropoda, Insecta, Diptera, Tephritidae. Gene Ontology annotation, cellular component: cytoplasm.
CUUCAAUACAUUUUCUACCGGAUAUAGACUUAUGCUAUUCCGGUAACUGGCACUCAACAAUUGGUCAUUCCUAUUCUGUACAGUACGUAUGAAAAUUAAUUAUAAUCAGCUGCUUUGAUCUAAACAAAAAUCAGCUGUUAGGCGAGCAUUCAAAUUCGGAGCAUUUAAAUUUAAUAUGUUUUUUAUUUUUAAAUAAACACACUUAUAAUGAAAGCGAUAAUACAAAGGGUUUCUGCCGCAAAAGUUACUGUUGGCGAUGAACUUAUUAGUUCCAUUGAACGUGGACUAUGCGUGCUCGUGGGUAUAACACAUUCGGAUACAGAAAAGGAUGUGGAAUAUAUUUCACGUAAAUUGCUUGCUUUACGCUUAUUCGAAGACACAGCGGGUAAACGUUGGCAGAAAAACGUCAGAGAUGAGCAAUUGGAAAUAUUGUGUGUCUCGCAAUUUACACUCUAUCAUCGUCUCAAAGGAAGUAAACCUGAUUUCCAUUUAGCGAUGCAAGGUGAUGCGGCCCAAAAGUUAUAUAACUCAUUUCUUGAACGUUUGGUUAAGGAUUAUGAUAAGGCGAAAGUAAAAGAUGGUAAAUUUGGUGCCUACAUGCAAGUUCACAUACAAAACGAUGGUCCCGUUACUAUUGAAUUAGAAUCACCCUUGGAAGAGAGUAAAGUUAGAAAAGAUUCUCAAGCAAAAGUGAAUAAUUCGAAUGAAGUAAAACAGCCAGAGUGCGCAUCAACAGACAUCGAUAAAUAGAUAAAAUAAUUACUUUGAAAAUAUCGUA